AUGACGGUGUUCAACGCCGGCGAUUGCACAGGCGGUAGCCCAUAUGUGGACGUGAAGCAGGUGUUUCCUGUGGAAGAUUAUCAGGAGAAAGUCUCACAACGCCUUAUUGAAGCUGUGCAUGCCAACGAUCUCAAGGCCGCGUUCGAUUGCUUGCUGGAUCCUUUCGUUGAUGUGAAUUUUGUUGGAACCGUGUGCUUGAAUUCGAAGAAGACGGAGAUCGUGUUACAUGAUGAGUCUCCCAGCGAGGUUCGAGUGGAGUUUGAAGAGUUUAAAACGGAUGUUACGGCUCUGUUCCUCGCUGCUCAUGUCGGAAAUGUGACGCUUGUUAGAAAGCUACUGACCGCUGGGGCAAAUGUAAAUAAGAAACUUUUUCGUGGCACCGCUACCACUGCAGCAGCUAGGGGAUGCCAUAUUGAGAUACUAGACUUGUUACUUGAAGGUGGAGCUUCUCAGCUUGCUUGUGAGGAGGCUUUGAUGGAAUCAAGCCACCUUGGUCUAGCCAGGCCAACUAAAGCUUUAAUGGCAUCCGACCUCAUUCGCCCUAAUGUUGCAGUCCAUGCCCUCGUCAACACAUCACAUAGAGGAUUCGUUGAUGUAGUUGAAACACUUUUGAAGUGUGGAGUAGACAUGAAUGGAACUGCCCGAGUUUUGCUUCGGUCUUCCAAGCCUUUUCUUCAUGCCGAUGUUAGCUGUAAUGCCCUUGUUGCUGCCACCGUCAAUAGACACAUCUCCGUUGUUCAGCUUCUUUUACUGGCUGGUGUGAGAACAGACACCAAGGUGAGGCUAGGAGCCUGGUCAUGGGACAUGGCCACAGGAGAAGAGUAUCGGGUAGGUGCUGGAUUAGCCGAGCCAUACAGCGUUUUGUGGUGCGCAGUCGAGUAUUUUGAAGAAACGGGUUCAAUCUUAAACAUGCUCCUCCAACAUAUAUCCCCCAACAUUCCUCAUUUUGGGAGGACAAUCAUCCACCAUGCCAUCCUUUGUGCAAAUUUAAAAGCAGUUGAGGUUUUGUUAAAGUGUGGUGCCGAUCCCGAGUUCCCAGUUGAAACCGUCAAAGGAACGGGGUUCCGGUUAAUCCAUUUGGUUGCACGGCUAGGCUAUUAUGGCGUCCUGCAGCACCUUGUUAACGCCUGCUGUAAUCUUGAUUCGAGAACGGAAUCAGGAGAAACUGCAUUGAUGAUAUGUGCAAGGCAUAAACAUGUCGAGUGUCUUAAGCUUCUGGCUGGGGCUGGUGCUGAUUUCGGUUUGGUCAAUAUGGCUAACCAGUGUGUUCAGUCAAUCGCUGGAUCGGUUAGAUGGACACUAGGCCUAAGACGAGCCAUUUUAGACGUGGUUCAAUCCGGAAAGGUCCCUCGUUCAACCGAUACUUCCAUAUUCUCUACUUUGAUGUUUGUUACACGAGUAAACAAUAUCGAAGCGUUGAAAAAGCUUGUUGACCAAACGGGUGUUGUUGACCUUGAUGAACAAGACGAGAACGGGUACUCGGCGGUCAUGGUUGCGGUUUUAAACGGUCACAUGGAGGCGUUUCGGUUGCUGGUUUAUGCUGGAGCCAACGUAAAGCUUCAAAACAAGUAUGGCGAAACCGCAAUUAGUUUAUCGGAAUCGAGUGUUGACUGUGGUGCAUUUGAGAAAGUUAUACUUGAAUGCGCCCAGGCCAAAGGUCAUUCCAAAGAUCACCUUAAUUCUUGUAACAAUGGAUUUUACACCCUCCACCGAGCCGUUUCUCGAGGCGAUUACGACGCUGUCGAGACGUUAACAAAUGGUGAAUCCAACGUUAAUGCACCUGACAACGACGGAUACACGCCACUUAUGUUAGCCGCAAGAGAAGGACACGGGAAAAUCUGCGAGCUCUUGAUCUCAAGAGGAGCCAUUUGUGAUAUCGAGAAUGCAAGACAUGAGACCGCCCUUCGGUUAUCCCGUAAAGACGGUGUCGGGAACGACGCCGAACGGGUUUUACUAGACCAUCUGGCUCGGGGACUUGUUUUGGGCGGUGGUCGAGUCAAGAAGCAUUGCAAAGGGGGAAAAGGGUGUGCGCAUAACAAACGGCUAAGUAUGGUUGAAGGGAGCGGGUUAUUGAGGUGGGGGAAAUCAAGCCGGCGGAACGUGGUGUGUAAAUGGGCAGAGGUGGGUCCAAGCUCGGCCUUUCGAUGGAACCGGAGGAAGAAAACCGAUUGGGAUGAGGCGGGUUUGUUUCGGGUGGUUACGACAAGGAACAAAGAGGUGCAUUUUGUGUGUGAGGGUGGUGUUGAGAUGGCUGAGUUAUGGGUGAGGGGGAUCACACUUGUGACCCGCGAAGCUAUAUUUGGCAAGUUGGAUCAUGUGAGAUAAUGCUGAUUUUAUGAAACCCGAUCAUAUAAAUACUAUCUAACAUUUCAUAGUAAAAUACUGUAAAGUUUCGGUGCUUUUCAUGCCUUUAUUUUAUAAUUUUUUGUUGUAAAGUUUCAGUGUUAUUUUAUGAUUUCACGAAACAGUUAUGUAAAACCAAUCCUAUGAUACAAUAU
Molecule: messenger RNA, 2498 nt
Organism: Cynara cardunculus var. scolymus (artichoke)
Lineage: Eukaryota; Viridiplantae; Streptophyta; Magnoliopsida; Asterales; Asteraceae
Product: ankyrin-2-like
Exons: 4
Coding region: 1-2325 (774 amino acids)
Molecular function (GO): protein binding
Source: RefSeq, a predicted model, not a curated record